Molecule: messenger RNA, 1948 nt
Organism: Chaetomium strumarium
Lineage: Eukaryota; Fungi; Ascomycota; Sordariomycetes; Sordariales; Chaetomiaceae
Product: histone acetyltransferase ELP3-like protein
Exons: 2
Coding region: 188-1906 (572 amino acids)
Biological process (GO): tRNA wobble base 5-methoxycarbonylmethyl-2-thiouridinylation
Cellular component (GO): elongator holoenzyme complex; nucleus; cytoplasm
Molecular function (GO): acyltransferase activity, transferring groups other than amino-acyl groups; iron-sulfur cluster binding
Source: RefSeq, a predicted model, not a curated record
GGCCACCGUGAGGUUAGAAAUCCCGGUUUGCCCCGCCAAGAUUUCAGAUCAACCAGAUCUUCAACCCUUGAGAACAUGACAGCAUCGCAGGUUGAGGCGACAGUGAGAAAACGACCAAACGCAGCGGCGCAGCUGCUCCCCGAGAACAAGACCGCACACUGCUCUCAACUUGCUGAGUGUUCGUACAAUGGCCACGACAACGGUAACGGCGACGAUCCGGAAGAAGGACGCAAACCUUCCCCCGGAAAACGAGCGCUUCCUCCGCUGCUGCGCAGACAUCGCCAACACGCUCAUCGAAGACCAUGAAGCGGCCAAAGAUCCCUCUCGUCCCCGGAAAGACAUCAACCUCAAUACCCUGCGCGCCAAAUUUGCAAAAAAGCACAAGAUCAACAAUGUGCCGCCAUUGACUGCUAUCAUCGCCGCCGUACCAGAACACUACAAGAAGUACAUCCUACCGAGGUUGAUUGCGAAGCCCAUCCGUACUUCCUCUGGGAUUGCUGUGGUGGCGGUUAUGUGCAAGCCGCACCGGUGUCCUCAUAUCGCAUACACGGGCAACAUCUGCGUCUACUGUCCCGGUGGACCGGAUUCCGACUUCGAAUAUAGCACGCAAUCUUAUACAGGAUACGAGCCGACCUCGAUGCGGGCAAUUCGGGCUCGCUAUGACCCCUUCGAGCAGGCCCGCGGGCGGGUCGACCAGCUCAAAGCGUUGGGACAUUCGGUAGACAAAGUCGAGUACAUCAUCAUGGGCGGGACGUUUAUGUCGCUGCCGGAGUCCUACCGGGACGAGUUUAUCUCUCAGCUUCACAACGCGCUGAGCGGGUACGGUACACUGAACGUAGACGAGGCAGUCCGGGCAGGCGAGCAGAGCAGCAUCAAGUGCGUGGGCAUCACGAUCGAGACGCGACCAGAUUACUGCCUACAACCUCACCUAUCCAGCAUGCUGCGGUACGGGUGUACCCGUCUUGAGAUUGGCGUACAGUCCCUUUACGAAGACGUUGCCCGAGACACCAACCGCGGCCACACUGUCGCGGCCGUGGCCGAGACCUUCUGCCUCGCCAAAGACGCCGGCUUCAAGGUCGUUAGCCACAUGAUGCCGGAUCUUCCCAACGUCGGCAUGGAGCGCGAUCUGGAUCAGUUCAAAGAGUACUUCGAGAAUCCGGCCUUCCGCACCGAUGGUCUCAAGAUCUACCCAACCCUCGUGAUCCGCGGCACCGGGCUGUACGAGUUAUGGAGGACGGGGCGGUACCAGAACUACACCCCUAACGGGCUCAUCGACCUGGUAGCGCGCAUCCUCGCCCUCGUGCCGCCCUGGACGCGCAUCUACCGUGUGCAGCGCGAUAUCCCCAUGCCGCUGGUCACGUCGGGCGUCGAGAACGGCAACCUGCGCGAGCUGGCCCUGGCACGCAUGAAGGACUUCGGUACUACCUGCCGCGACGUGCGGACCCGGGAGGUGGGCGUCAACGAGGUGAAGCACAAGAUCCGGCCCAACCAGAUCGAGCUUGUCCGGAGAGACUACACCGCCAACGGCGGGUGGGAGACGUUCCUCGCAUACGAGGACCCGAAGCAGGAUAUCCUGGUCGCGCUGCUCCGGCUGCGCAAGUGCACGGAGAAAUACACCUUCCGCGAGGAGCUGGUCGGGCAGCCAACCAGUCUGGUGCGCGAGCUGCACGUGUACGGCAUGGCGGUGCCCGUGCAUGCGCGCGACCCGCGCAAGUUCCAGCAUCAGGGGUUCGGCACGCUGUUGAUGGAGGAGGCGGAACGGAUCGCGCGGGAGGAGCACGGCAGCGAGAAGAUCAGCGUCAUUUCAGGCGUCGGGGUGCGCAGCUACUACGCGAAGCUCGGGUACUGGCUUGAUGGGCCGUACAUGAGUAAGUGGCUGGACGGGAGGCCAGGGCCGGCGGAGUAAACCUGGGGUGCCCUGUAGACGGCAGUGGUCUGCAUGGUAUCG